Pteropus alecto (black flying fox) is the source of this 1975-nucleotide messenger RNA. It is a transcript of the gene PCGF6, whose product is annotated as polycomb group ring finger 6. The record is from RefSeq and is a predicted model, not a curated record. Gene Ontology annotation, biological process: regulation of transcription by RNA polymerase II. NCBI's taxonomy places the organism in Eukaryota, Metazoa, Chordata, Mammalia, Chiroptera, Pteropodidae. The coding region runs from base 87 to 1142 and encodes 351 amino acids. Gene Ontology annotation, cellular component: PRC1 complex. The transcript is spliced from 10 exons.
CAGGCUGGCGGAACUCCCGCGCUAUCCAGUCGCCUGGUCUCGCCUCGCCUCUCCUCGCCUCUCCUCGCCUCGUUUUUGACCUCGGCAUGGAGGGGGUCCCGGUGGUGACGAUGGUUAAUGCGGGCGCUGCGAAGACGGAGGGAGCUGCAGCCAUGCCACCCCCGCCCCCCGUCUCCCCGCCUGCCCUCACCCCUGCGCCCGCGGUGGGUGAGGAGGGUCCGCCGCCUUUGCCCGAGGCGGGGGCUCCCGGCUGCUCGCGUUCCCGGCCCCCUGAGCUGGAGCCGGAGCGCAGCCUGGGCCGCCUGAGGGGCCGCUUCGAGGAUGAGGACGAGGAGUUGGAGGAGGAUGAGGAGCUGGAAGAAGAGGAGGAGGAGGAGGAGGAGGAGGAGAUGAGCCACUUCUCGCUGAGGCUGGAGGGGGGCCGGCCGGAAUCAGAGGAGGAGGAAGAGCGCCUGAUUAACCUCUCUGAGCUGACGCAAUACAUCUUGUGUUCCAUUUGCAAAGGUUACUUAAUAGAUGCAACUACUAUUACAGAAUGUCUUCAUACAUUUUGUAAAAGCUGCAUUGUAAGACAUUUUUACUAUAGCAACAGAUGUCCAAAAUGCAACAUAGUGGUACAUCAGACACAACCUCUUUACAAUAUAAGGUUGGACCGACAGUUACAAGACAUAGUGUACAAAUUAGUGAUCAAUCUAGAGGAAAGAGAAAAAAAGCAAAUGCAUGAUUUCUAUAAAGAAAGAGGUCUAGAAGUACCUAAACCUGCUGUUCCACAGCCAGUCCCUUCAAGCAAAGGAAGAUCUAAGAAAGUCUUAGAAUCAGUGUUUCGGAUUCCGCCUGAACUUGAUAUGUCUUUAUUGCUAGAGUUCAUUGGUGCUAAUGAAGGCACAGGACAUUUUAAGCCAUUGGAAAAGAAAUUUGUCCGAGUUUCAGGAGAAGCAACUAUUGGGCAUGUAGAAAAAUUCCUCAGAAGGAAAAUGGAUCUUGAUCCAGCUUGUCAGGUAGACAUCAUCUGUGGUGAUCACCUGUUGGAGCGAUAUCAAACUCUAAGGGAAAUUCGACGUGCAAUAGGUGAUGCAGCCAUGCAGGAUGGUCUGCUGGUCCUUCAUUAUGGUCUUGUGGUUUCUCCUCUGAAAAUUACUUGAAAAUUCUAGGCAUGUUAGGAGGAGAGAAAUAAAGAGGCUUCUGCAGGAUCGCGUCCCACCAAAGAUUUCCACAAAACGUAGUUGCUGUUUGAGACAUAACAUCUAUUUUCACACCAAGCAUUAUAACAUGUAUAAGUACAACUUGAACUGAUUAAAUGCAUCCAUUUUACUAGAGACUGUAUAUAAAAAGCAUCCAUAGCUCAGGGGGAAAUUUUCAAAGCAUUGAAUUUUUAAAUUCCUUGUGAUUUUCAAAUACUCUGACACUGAUUUUGCUUCCUAAUCUUUGACGUAAAUCGGUUACUAUUUCCUUCUUCAUUGAGCCAUAUCCCUUUCAAGUUGGUAGUUUGGAUUCUGCUCUCUGGAAUGGUAUCAGUUGGGCAGUCAUCUUUUUGGGAAAGAAGUAUGCUUUUGAACUGAAAAUUCAAAGCCAGUCUUUGUUAAACUACAGACUGUACCUCUCAGACAAAGACCAAAACUAUCAGCCACUUUUGUGUGUUGCCAUCAUUUUUUGAACUUGGAUUCAUUUUUUUUUACUAGCAACACUACUAAAGAGAUGUUAUUCACUUCUAAAAGGGAUGAAUUAUCAUUCUGUGUGAAGAGACUGUCUCCUGCAGGGUUUAUGGCCCAUACCAUAAACCAGUGUAAUAAUAAAGACUUCUUUAACGUAUCUUACAGCAAGGGGUGCCUCUUUGUAACAAUAUUUUUAUUCUGUGAAUGUUAAUUUAUUAAAAUUUAUUAACAUUCAUUUUAUUUGAGUACAUAUUGUGAUUGUUAAUACUUUGUAAUGAUACUGCUUCUGAAAGUAAUAAAAAUUUUGAGAAGGUUACAGAAUA